Prunus mume (Japanese apricot) is the source of this 1104-nucleotide messenger RNA. RefSeq lists its product as uncharacterized. Lineage: Eukaryota; Viridiplantae; Streptophyta; Magnoliopsida; Rosales; Rosaceae. The record is from RefSeq and is a predicted model, not a curated record. Gene Ontology annotation, molecular function: protein binding.
UUACAAGGCUUCCAUUGUAGGACUUCUCUGAACCCACUUCAUUUAAACCUCCCUAUCUCUAUCCCCAUUUCAUCUCCAGUUUCUAAUGUAAAGCGCAAACCUUGCCCACCCAAAUACAACAAUGCCUGUUCCGGAAGUUGACAAGAAAAUGCUUGAGGAGCUUGAAGCAAUGGGAUUUCCAAGACCUCGAGCAACACGAGCACUUCAUUAUUCUGGCAAUGCUAGUUUAGCGGCUGCAAUAGAUUGGAUCGUUGAUCACGAGAACGAUGCCGACAUUGAUGAGAUGCCCUUGGUAACAGUGGACAUUAGCAUUGGAUCUCCAGAACCAUUCUAUUUCACAGAAGCGAUGAAAAUAAAAGCACAGGAGUUAAGGGAUCGAGCACGCAAGAAGAAGGAAGAAGAAGAAAAGAAGUUGGAACGAGAAAGGGAGAAGGAGAGGAUUCAAUCUGGUAAGCAACUCAUAGAAGCAAAACGAAGUUUACAAGAAAAUGAAAGAAAACGUAAUAUAGAGUGUCAGAAAGCUGAGAAAGAGGAAGAGAAACGAGCAAGAGAAAGAAUUCGCUGGAAACUAAAACAGGAUAAGUUAGAAAGAAGGGUCAAUCUUGGAUUGCCACCAGAACAGCAUGUAGCUGAGGAACGUACACCUGCGGUGAGGAUAGAACAGAAUCCAUUUCCAGUCCGUUCUGUUGCAAAAUCAGAACGUAUGAGAGAAUGUUUACGGUCCUUGAGGCGCAACCACAAGGAUGACGAUGCUAGAGUGCGACAAGCCUUCCAGACCCUGCUGAUUUAUGUUGGAAAUGUUGCAAGGAAUCCUAAUGAAGAAAAAUUCAGGAAGAUCAGACUCAGUAAUCCAUUAUUCUUGGAUAGAGUUGGGAGUUUGAUUGGAGGACUUGAAUUCCUUGAGCUCUGUGGGUUUGAGACAACUGAAGGGGGAGAGUUUUUGUAUCUUCCUCACAAUAAGGUUGACAUGGCAACAUUAAACUCAGCUGCUUCUGAGCUGAAGUCUGCAUUGACAAACCCGUUCUUUGGCCUUCUGUAGGGGGCAAGAGAGACUUGUGAUACAAGGUUCAAUGAAUUGGGUCUUAAACUUGGAAGGAAAAGUGG